Molecule: messenger RNA, 987 nt
Organism: Exophiala aquamarina CBS 119918
Lineage: Eukaryota; Fungi; Ascomycota; Eurotiomycetes; Chaetothyriales; Herpotrichiellaceae
Exons: 2
Coding region: 1-987 (328 amino acids)
Biological process (GO): nucleocytoplasmic transport
Cellular component (GO): nuclear pore
Molecular function (GO): structural constituent of nuclear pore
Source: RefSeq, a predicted model, not a curated record
AUGGCCUUCAGCUUUGGAGCGUCUGCGGCCAGGCCUACCCUGAACUUGUCAGGUCUCGGCAACAAUGCCAACACAACAAGCCAGGCACCUUCGCUUUUUAACCAAUCGGUAGCCCAGCCAGCUGCCAAUCCUACGACAAGUGCCACGCAAGGUGUCUCAUCCCAAGCGCAGAUCGAUCUUACACACCUCCGGUCGACCACAAAAUUCGAUCAGUUGACCCCAGCUUUGCAGAAAGAGAUUGAAGAUGUUGAUACCAUGAUACUGAAUCAAAUCAAAUUGGCCUCAGAAGUCUCCGAUCUUUUACCAACGGUGAUCGCCGCGGGCAAGACAAUUCCCAGUGGUGUAGAGUUUGUGACACAGAAGCUUGACGAGGUAGAAGCAGGACUAGGUAACGACGCGGAAGCCAUCGUUUCCGCGCGUGAUGGAAACCUGAAAAAGGGCGAAUUGGAGGCCAAAUGCGUCUUUCGAGCAAUCGAUCGGUUGAAAAUGCCCAGACAAUACCAGGUUAGCCAUACUCUAAUUGAGAACUUUAGCGGCAACGGUGUCUACGGUGGAUCUGGCCUGAACGGUUGGUGGAACAAUCCUCAGACGUUGAAAGGCAGUGUUCGUGGUGGAAGCCUGAGAGGAGACACGAUCCAAUUGCCGGGCGAAGAUGCCGAAGAAGCCACCCAAGGACCAAAAGGCUUGAUUGAGUUGUUUAAUACACGCGCCGAUGAGAUGCAAGGCUCAAUUCAGAGCAACCGUCAACUGCUAGGCGAAAUCGAGGAUUUCAUUCAAGGCCUGGAAGGGAAGGUGAUUGGGAAAGAACGAGAGCUGAACGAGCGACUUAACAAUGGGGAUGGAAACGGAGCCUCUUUCAGUGAGAGGGAUCGGCAGAUCCAGCUAUUGAGGGUUGUGUUUGGAGAAGUCCAAAGAAGUCUGUACGAUGCUGCGGACAAAGUUGGAGCUGCUAGGGAAGAUGUGGCACAACUUGUAUGGGGAAGAUGA